AUGGAAGCAGCAGUGGACUUUAAUAGCCUUCAAUACUCCCUACACAGAGGUCGCCACGCCUACGAUAGGCAACAAGUGGUGCCGAAACCCGGGAUUGUCGCCUGGACGGGUGAACGGCGGCCGGAGCGGCAGGACCAGCCCGGCGGGGAGGGCGCUCCCGGACCAACAAGGAGGAUGGAAGUCCUUGUGAAGGUCGUAUCGCAGUUAGAUAAGCACAGUCGACUCCUCGACCCUGCCUGCGGAAGCGAAAGGCCCGGUUGCCACCAAGGCGGCCCACAAGAGUGCGCCGGCCACAGGCGGCGUGACCAGCCCGGCACGGUGGUGCUGCACAAGAUCCGCCGCUACUGGAAAUCCACGGAGCUGCUGAUCCGCAAGCUGCCCUUCCAGCGCCUGGUGUGCAAGAUCACACAGGACUUCAAGACCGACCUGCGCUUCCAGAGCCCAGCCGUAGGUGAGCGAGGCCUACCUGGUGGGGCUCUUCAAGGCACCAUCAUGCCCGAGGACAUCCAGCUCACCUGGCGCAUCCAUGGGGAGUGCACCUGAGGCCACAGCCCAUCCGCUUUUUUCUUCCGAUUAACAUCAUGUUGGUAGAGCACCAACAACUGUUAUAAGAAUGUUCUUGUUCAGAGCACCUUAUGUUUUCUAUUCGAGUUUUCUAUUGAAGAUUGUUCUAUUCGAGUUUUCUAUUGAAGAUUGUUCUAUAUUGUUAUAUUUUACCUAAUUUAAUUGUGCAUAGGGAGGGGGGAAAUGUGGUAGUGAGGGUCUGGCGCCCGGAAGAUAUCGCGUUGUACGGGAAGACAGGGUCCCCCUCCCGAUAGCCAAUA
Messenger RNA from Phasianus colchicus (ring-necked pheasant), 824 nucleotides. Lineage: Eukaryota; Metazoa; Chordata; Aves; Galliformes; Phasianidae. The record is from RefSeq and is a predicted model, not a curated record.